Messenger RNA from Perca fluviatilis (European perch), 1013 nucleotides. Its product is annotated as ladderlectin-like. The record is from RefSeq and is a predicted model, not a curated record. Lineage: Eukaryota; Metazoa; Chordata; Actinopteri; Perciformes; Percidae. Gene Ontology annotation, molecular function: signaling receptor activity. The transcript has 7 exons. The coding region runs from base 244 to 732 and encodes 162 amino acids.
UUUGUUUGUGUGUUUCCCAGUUUCCCAACCGUGUUCAGUUCUGUCUCCUCGUCCGUGAGUUUUGGCUAGACUACUGCAAUGCCCUGUUUUCCGACCUCCCUGCAUGUUCACUUAGAAGCCUGCAGCUCGUCCAAAAUGCAGCAGCCACGGUAUUGACAAGGACCAGGAGAUAUGACCAUAUAACUCCUGUCUUAACUUCACUCCACUGGCUACCCAUACAGGUUUAUUGAAAUCAUCACCAACAUGAAGAUGCGGACUGUGGCUGCCCUUCUUUGUGCCAUGAUGGCUCUGACCAGAGCUGCUGUAAAGAGUCACCUGGUCAAGAGGGCGACAUCUUGUCCCAGCGGUUGGUCUGAGGUCAACGGUCGCUGUUUCCAGUAUUUUCCAACAGCCAUGACUUGGGCUAAAGCUGAGAAAAACUGUCAGUCCCUGGGUGGGAACCUUGCAUCAGUGCAUAACCUAUUCGAGUACCGUGAGAUUCAGAGGAUGAUGGCCACCACUUUAAGUAUAAAGUCUAAAGAAGCAUGGCUUGGAGGCACUGAUGCCCAAGAGGACGGUGUAUGGCUGUGGAGUGAUAGUUCACUCUUCUCCUACCAGAACUGGUGUCCUGGAGAGCCCAGCAACUGGCGUGGCAGUCAGCACUGUCUGCAAAUGAACUUCGGAGAAGGAAAAUGCUGGGAUGAUGUUGGGUGUUCUGUCCUUCUCCCAUUUGUCUGCAGCAAGAAAAUCUGAUGAUUCCUGGGCUGACACAGAGGCAUCAAGUACCUGUCGACAGCACAAAUACUGUUUUUUCAGUCUCAUCUAUAUAAUCUAUAUCUCAUUUUCUAUCGCUGUAACGCUACCAAAGGAUUGAAGAGACAAGUGACAUACAGGAGCUGGAUUGUCUCUUAGGCCUAAGAGCAGACUGAACGAGUUAUGAAAAUAAUGCUUUUAGCACAACUUUAUUCUGUCUGGAGAGUGAACUGGUCUUUCUUGUCUUUCAGUAUGCAAAAUUAAAAUGCUCAAGCAUUGAA